ACAUUUUUAGAUUCGUUGAAGAAUCAUCACUGCUUGAAUCUUCCGAAACAUCACUUCCACUCUUAUCACGACUUGUGUCACUGCAUAAGUUUGUAAAGGUAUGUCACAUUAUCUUUUUAGCUGAAACAACAGCUUGGAGAAGUGUCCAAAAAAUUCAACUGGGUGUUAUCUAAAAUGAUACACCCAUUUGUUAUAAAAAAAAUUCAACAUUCGAUUAGGAAUCAUUUUUUCAUUUAUUUCACAUGCAGGCUUUUUGUUUUUUAAAAACAAAGCUGGGUUAUGAAAGAAACAUAGAAAGUCUUUUAGAAUCUUGUCUAGAAUGGAAGAAGUUUUAAGAGAGCAUUCAAAAUUUUUUUUACCUUCUUAAGAAGAAAUUAGGUAACACUCACUCAAAUAGUUAAACGACCACUGUUGUAGUGAAACGCCAAAAUUUUUUUUUGUGUUAAAACAUAAAGCCACGUUUUGUGUUGAUUGAAAGUACUAAGAAAAAAAAAAACAAGAACAUUACUCAACAUUUCUUUUUUUUAUUGGGUUAUGAUGCAACAAGACACAAAUUGUUCUUUAAAAACAAAACAAAAAUGUAUUGUGUUAGCAAGAUCGCCCAUCUUAGAGAUUAUCUGUAAGAAUGGCCGUGCAGCGCCGGCUGUGGAAGUUUUAUUGGAAAUUCCCACACAAUCAAAUAUGAUGAAAACUUUAAAAAUUUGUUUUGUUUCCCAUUUGGGAGAAUCCUUAGGACAAUUUAUAUGCCCAACAGAUCUUAUAUGUUUAUGUAAUUUGGAGUUGGACGUAUUGAAUACGCAGCAUACUGAGAUUCUAUUAGGAUAUGGUGGGUACGACAAUUUACCACAGGAUUCAAACGACACCAAGAAAGGUAUCACUCUUGUUAUAUUUCGAAAAACUUUCUCAAUACCUGCAGUCAUUGAAAUGUGUGAAAAAAAUAGCAACAUUCAAUUUCAAUAUUUACCCGAGUGGACACAACAAUUCUAUCAAUGGAAAGAAAAUCUUCACCAAAAGGGUUUAUUGAAAGUAUGGGAUAAACGUUUUAAAAAUGUUCCGAUUCCAUCUAUAGAUAUUCUCUUUACUGAUUUGGUACAUCUUCAGGAACGGGCAAUUGUCAACUUCUUUGCAUGUGUAGUGGAAGCAUGCCUUCCUCCUCGUUUCGUCACCUUACCUUCCGUAGGAGAAGUCGCCGCUAUGAAUAUCACUGUUGUCGAUCCUUCUAUUUCUCAAAGUUUUCGUACAGCUCUACUUACUCGAAAUAAUUUACGGCUCAGUGUGAUGAUUUGGGCACCGAAACCUGAAUUACUACCGACGAUUACUUGUGGUGAUAUUAUUCAAGUCAUUCAAGGAGGUUUUUACGUGAGCCAAGAUAUGAAAAUAAGAACUGUUUAUUUGAAUUGUCGUACUGAUCCAGCCUAUACGCAUCUUUCCCUUUGGCACAUUAACAAAUAUGGCAAAUCCUGUGAAGACAAUCUUACCGAUAUAACACUUCAAGUAGCGUCACCUCAAUGGGAGAAUUCUUCUAUUCUUUUUCAGUAUUCACACAAGGAUAACAAAUUUCAUCAAAGUCAAGUAUCCGACUCUCUUCCUAGUUUUUGGGAAACUGUGGCAACAUUAGCUCAAUGGGUCAACGAGUCUUUAUAUGAUACUUAUUGUUUUAAGAAUGAAUACACAAUGUCGUUAUACCAAACAUGUGAACCUCUUACUAAAAAGUAUUGUGAUAUACUGGUUUAUACACUUUCAAAUGUUCAUCAAGCACAAGAAAUUUUACAAAAACAAUCUUUUCAAGUCUCUCAAUUGAAUGGUACUUCUUUCCAUGCUCCACAGAACCGUUUUACGCAUUUUCAUGUACAACAUCCUAUGAACUCUCAAUAUGACCGGGGUUUCAACAAGACGCUUUCCAAUUCAUCAAAUGUCGCUUCUAUCUGUUUUCAUGUUUAUGAUGUGAAUGGUAUAACUUUUUUUAAAAAUUCCCAUCAACCUGUCCUAGUUCAUCUCAUCAAUCUUUCAUUACCUCAUAAUCUUUACUUGUCGCAACAUAUUGAUAAAGGCGAUUGUAUUUUACUUAAAAAUUUACUUUUCAUCAAGCUUCUUCCCAAUUCUCAACAUAAUGGUUUAAAUGCAUUGGAUGUUUAUGAAUUUGAUGCUUCAAGAUGCCGAUCCGUCAAAAUCCCCUUCUUUUCAAAGGAAGUACAGCCUAUCACGCUUCACUUAACAACAUCUUUUUAGCCUUUUUCUCAUUUUUUUAGAGAUAAAAUUGGUACGCAUCGUUUCAAAAACCAAAGUCCUUUUUAAAUCCCCAGUGUUAUUUUUAAUUAAAUAGUUUUUUGAAAAGAUCCAGUGUGAUGCUUUUCACCUAUCAGCAGGGGUCAUUCUACCACCCUUUUCAAUAACACAACGUUACAAGACCAAUUUACUUGAGCCUUUCGUCAGUACAACUAUUUUAACCAGAGUCUAUUUUUGAUAGUUAACAUUACUAAAAAAAACGUUCCACGCUCUACAUUUUUUGAAAAAUGUCUGUACUAGAUGUCAAUAAAACCAAAAGUUUUUUGUUAAACUAAUGGCUACCUCAACUUAUGAAAUGUCCUUUAUUGUA
This is a messenger RNA of Hylaeus volcanicus, 2596 nucleotides long. RefSeq lists its product as uncharacterized. The coding region runs from base 535 to 2229 and encodes 564 amino acids. Lineage: Eukaryota; Metazoa; Arthropoda; Insecta; Hymenoptera; Colletidae. The transcript is spliced from 3 exons. The record is from RefSeq and is a predicted model, not a curated record.